AUGGCUAAUCCCAAUAUCCAAAAAUUAUUACAACUCAAUGAGGAACUUGACAAAAAGAACAACGAUUAUGAUAAAUGGUCACAGAAUUUGGAUGAAAAGGCUGCACAACUCCAAAAUAUUGAAAAUAAAAUCAAGAAAUAUAAAAGUCUGACGCCAUCUUAUGAGACUGAAAGGGUUCUUAUUGAAAAAUAUUCAGAAAUAUUAGCAAAACUUCAGAAUAUUACUAUCGCCAUUUCUGGUUUACCAGCAGAUACGGCCUCUAAUGAAAAUAUCAGAUCUGUCCAUGAAUUAGAAGAGAUUGUUAACGCAUUCGAACAAGAAAUUAAUCGCCAAACCAUUGCAAUUAAUAAACUCCAGGAUUUGAAGACUCAAAUUCAACAAGAAACGCAAAACCCACUAUAUAAAGAUUAUUUCAAAUCUAACGAGACAAAGUGA
This is a messenger RNA of Trichomonas vaginalis G3, 435 nucleotides long. RefSeq lists its product as uncharacterized. The coding region runs from base 1 to 435 and encodes 144 amino acids. The transcript has a single exon. The record is from RefSeq and is a predicted model, not a curated record. NCBI's taxonomy places the organism in Eukaryota, Parabasalia, Trichomonadida, Trichomonadidae.